Messenger RNA from Didymella exigua CBS 183.55, 270 nucleotides. RefSeq lists its product as uncharacterized. Gene Ontology annotation, molecular function: DNA binding. The transcript has 2 exons. The annotation marks the transcript as partial. The record is from RefSeq and is a predicted model, not a curated record. Lineage: Eukaryota; Fungi; Ascomycota; Dothideomycetes; Pleosporales; Didymellaceae.
UCAAAGAACUGUCAGAUACAGCUUGCGCUUAAGGCGCUUAAACAAGACCCAAAACUCUCCCUGCGACACGCUGCAGCUAUCUACAAGAUCUCUCAAAGCACACUAAGUGAUCAAUAUGCUGGACAACCUUCACGCGUUAGUUUUAUAGCUAACUUACAGAAUCUAGACGACGACAAGGAGAGGGUGGUUAUACAAUACAUAAGGAAGCUUGACGCGCGAGGCUUUGCCCCUACGCUAAGCUACGUACGUGAAAUGGCCAAUCAACUGCUA